UGAUGUGCACUAAGGGAGCAUGCAGGCACACAAGAACUCUCAUAAGGUUACUUCUUCUCCAUACUCUUGUCAAGAAGGUGGUCCCAGAAGAUGACACAGAUGUUGCCACUAAGAAUGGAAGAGUAAAAGGGAUGAAUUUGCCCGUGCUUGGUGGGACUGUGUCAGCCUUCCUUGGGAUUCCUUAUGGAGAGCCACCUAUCGGGAUGCUUCGGUUCAAAAAGCCACAGCCUAGGCAAGAGUGGACUGGGGUCUGGGAUGCCACCAAGUAUUCAAACUCUUGCUAUCAGAACAGGGACAACACCUUUCCUGGAUUUGCAGGAUCAGAGAUGUGGAACCCAAACACAAACCUCAGUGAAGACUGCCUCUACCUCAAUGUGUGGGUUCCUUCACCCAAGCCUAAAAAUGCAACUGUCAUGGUAUGGAUCUAUGGAGGAGCCUUCCAGUCUGGGACAUCCUCACUACCUGUCUACGAUGGCAAGUUCUUGGCCCGAGUUGAAAGAGUCAUUGUUGUUUCAAUGAACUAUAGGUUAGGGGCCCUGGGAUUCUUGGCUUUGCCGGGACAUGAGGAAGCUCCGGGAAAUGCUGGGUUGUUUGAUCAACGGUUGGCACUUCAGUGGGUCCAGGAUAACAUAGCAGCCUUCGGUGGUAAUCCGAAGAGUGUGACAAUAUUCGGAGAGAGUGCUGGAGCAGGAUCCGUCAGCUACCAUCUCCUCUCUCCUAACAGCUAUCCACUCUUCACUCGGGCGAUCAUGCAAAGUGGUUCCGGAAAUGCUCCUUGGGGUGCACUUCUGCCCUCCGAAGCCAGGAGAAGAACGCUAGCUCUGGCUCACCUCCUCCAGUGCACAGGUAGCAAUGAAACAGAGAUCAUUUAUUGUCUUCGAAGCAAACAUCCCCAGGACAUACUGGACAACGAAGUUUCUGUCUUAACAUACAGAACUCUUCUAGAGAUGUACUUUAUUCCGGUCGUUGACAGUGACUUUCUCACUGAAAUGCCAGAAACCUUGCUAAAGAAGGGGGAUUUUAAACAAACACAGAUCCUGAUGGGAGUGAACAAAGACGAAGGGGCCGUUUUCCUUGCAUACGGAGCACCCGGCUUCAGCAAAGACAACAACAGUCUGAUUAACAAUGCAUACUUCCGGGCAGGGCUGAAGGUCUGCUUUCCAGAAACUAACAAUAUCAGCUUGGAAUCGAUACACUUCCACUAUACCGACUGGGAAGAUGAACAAAACCCUUUCAAUUACCGUGAUGCCAUGGAUGAUGUCCUUGGAGAUUACAAUUUCAUAUGCCCUGUGGUCAAGUUCAUAAAACAUUUUGUGGAGGCAGGAAACGCUGCCUUCUUAUACUUCUUUGAGCACAGAUCUUCAAAACUUGCUUGGCCAGAGUGGAUGGGAGUACCGCAUGGGUAUGAAAUAGAGUUUGUAUUUGGACUGCCUCUAGAGAGAAGAGUCAAUUAUACCAAAGCAGAGGAGAUACUGAGUAGGUCUAUGAUGAGAUACUGGGCAAGUUUUGCAAAAACUGGAACACCCAAUGGGACUCAGAUUAAUGGGACAAGAUGGCCAGUCUUCACCCGCACUGAACAAAAAUACUUAACAUUAAGCACAGAAGCUUCAAAGAUUCGUAGGAAAUUACGUGCCCAGCAGUGUCGAUUCUGGGAUAUAUUUUUUCCAGAAGUCCUGGAGAUGACAGGAAAUAUUGACGAAGCAGAACGAGAGUGGAAAGCUGGAUUCCUUCGCUGGAACAAUUACAUGAUGGACUGGAAAAAUCAAUUUAAUGAUUACACUAGUAGGAAGGAAGAAUGUGCAGGUCUCUAAUUAAAAGUUUCAGCCUUUCUGGGAUGCCUGUAUUGUCAAAGAUCAAGGCAAACACACCGAUAGCUAAUGUAGCGCAUCCAGCCAUGGGGCAUGUUGUGCGGGCUCAGUGACAUGUCACAAAUAUACUGGCUUCCCAAGCCCAUUUCUAUUUAUAUCAAUAAAUGUUAUGAUAAGCUCUUCUGCCCUUGGAAGCUUCAGGAAAUGCAAAACAGAACAUAUCCUCCCCGUCCCCCAGAUUUUUAUGGCACAUAUAGAGGCCAUGAUCCUGCUCUACUCAUGUGCUUAAGAGGUGUUGUCAUACACAGGUAUGUGGCAGGGAGAUAUACGUUUGAGUGCACAUCUCAGCCAAAGCGAUGCACCAUAGACUGACUGCAUCCUUCUUCAGAUGUUCAGUCGAACGUGCACUGGAAUGUAUAUCCCGUUCAUGGCCACUGUUCUCCACCUCGCAAACAAUAUACAUACCUAAGUUGUUUAUGAGUGCAAUUCUCCUUAGUAAGCUUUAAGUUCAGAGAAGUGAAACUUUUAUAGUACAUUCACAGAUAAAUGUAACUUUCCUCCUCUCUCUUUUUUAAAAAAAAUCCAUGCAUACACUGGAAAGAUCAGUAUUCCGGGGCACCACUCAGCCAUCUCAGAUCUUCAACUGCAAUGUCACAGCAUUUUAAAUGCCACUUCAGCUGCAAUUUAGUUGUUAUGAACACAUAAAGAGUUGCCAACUGGGCAGGAAAGCAGGCAAUGUAAUUGUCUUGUAAAAAUCAAAGAGGCUCUUAAAAGAUGCUAAAUCUGAAUUUCUCACUCCUUAAAAACAAAACAAAAAAUCCUUGGGAUCAAAGCACUCGGCAUUGAAUUAUACCAAUAUUCCCCCUUGGUCCAAAGGAGAGCAGACUAAUUUUUUCCAGCUGGACGAAAUGGAGAAUUCUUUGGAAGACAUCUUCGGAAGACAUCCUCUAACUCAUUUCCGUGGGGACAGCUAUCUCACCAAGAAAGAACAUUAC
Messenger RNA from Gekko japonicus, 2803 nucleotides. RefSeq names its product butyrylcholinesterase (gene BCHE). The coding region runs from base 3 to 1811 and encodes 602 amino acids. Gene Ontology annotation, molecular function: acetylcholinesterase activity. Gene Ontology annotation, biological process: choline metabolic process; acetylcholine catabolic process. The record is from RefSeq and is a predicted model, not a curated record. Gene Ontology annotation, cellular component: plasma membrane. NCBI's taxonomy places the organism in Eukaryota, Metazoa, Chordata, Lepidosauria, Squamata, Gekkonidae. The transcript is spliced from 3 exons.